Menidia menidia (Atlantic silverside) is the source of this 2668-nucleotide messenger RNA. Lineage: Eukaryota; Metazoa; Chordata; Actinopteri; Atheriniformes; Atherinopsidae. The record is from the annotation of a GenBank genome assembly.
UGCUGAUGUGUCUGAUAGUCCCUGAAGACAUCUUGGAUUUUUUCAUUUUUUUUGGGGCUGUGGGGUGUGGAAGACAGUUUGACUUCUUCCGUGUUUACCUGAAACAAGGGAGGACUUUUCUAAACGUCCAUAAUAAUUUAUCAUACCGAUAACAUAAGUAAAGUGCAGAUGUAUUGAAGUUCACGAUGAGCCGGUGAAACCAAAAAGUUAAACGAAGUCAAAUUACUGAAAGUUUUUUUUUGUUUUCCUUUUGUUUUUGUUUUGUCGAAGCUGUGUUGUGCGAGUUAACAAUGGGUUGUUGUAACAGCUCGGAGAGUAAACGUGACUGGAAACCGCUGGAGGAGCGCAGCUGCACGGAUAUUCCAUGGCUCAUCCUAUUCACGCUGUUCUGUGUCGGGAUGGCAUGUAUUUGUGGCUUCGCCAUCGCCACAGGAGGAGCGAGCAGGCUUGUCUCAGGAUAUGAUAGUUACGGGAAUACAUGUGGCCGGAAUAACUCAAAGAUAGAAGGAGUACCCCUCAGUGGUCGGGACAUGACCGAAAACAAGUAUGUUUUCUUUCUAGACCCUUGCAACCUCGACGUCAUCAACAGGAAGAUUAACUCCAUUUCCCUGUGUGUUUCCAAAUGUCCUGCUGCUGAACUGAAUACGCACAAAGAUUUGAAGCAGUUUGCUCUUAAUAAUGGCUCCCAUCUCUGCUCCUAUGAUAUUUCUCCCACAAGAUAUGUAAGCCAUUCAGAGAGAUUCAUAAAGUGCCCAAAACUUCCUGUUCAACCAAGCAAGGCUGUGCCCGUGUUCCACCGCUGUAUUCCAAUGGACAUCAGCUGCUACACGAGGUUUGCCCAUGCCGUCAUCACGUAUGUGGGCGACGACUCCGUGCUGCAUCGGGUCGUCGCCGGGGUGAUGACCAGCAAGGAGAUCAUCAUGGGUCUUUGUGUGCUGGCGUUAGUUCUCUCCUUGAUCAUGAUGGUGGUUAUUCGCUACAUCUCACUGGUAUUGGUGUGGAUUCUCACAGUUCUGGUGAUCAUCGGCUCUGUAGGUGGGACGGGGAUCCUCUGGUGGCUGUAUGCAGACCACAGACAGGCCCUGAAACAUAACACCACAUCAAUAUUGGGGGGAGAAGUGGCUUCAGACAAUGUUAAGGCAUUGCUUGUGUAUUCGAUUGGCGCUACUAUCUUCACGGUAGUGCUUUUGUUGGUGAUGUUCUUCAUGAGAAAGCGUGUGGCUCUCACUAUUUCCCUGUUCCACGUGGCGGGCAAAGUCUUCAUCCAUCUGCCCCUGCUGGUACUGCAGCCUUUCUGGACCUUCCUGUGCCUCAUGCUCUUCUGGGUUUACUGGAUAGCUGUGCUUCUCUUCCUCGGCACCACAGGCACACCAGUAAAGAAUAACGCCACCGGUCUGGUUGAAUAUCAAAUGCAAAGCCCUCUUCAGUACAUGGUGUGGUAUCAUGCCGUUGGCCUCAUCUGGAUUAGUGAGUUCAUUCUUGCCUUCCAGCAGAUGACCAUUGCCGGAUCUGUGGUCACUUACUAUUUCACAAGGAACAAGUCCCAGAUGCCAUUUACACCCAUUCUUUCUUCCAUGGCACGCACGAUUCGCUACCACCUGGGUACUCUGGCCAAAGGCUCUUUCAUCAUCACCCUUGUUAAGAUUCCCCGUCUUAUCCUAACAUAUAUCCACAGUCAGCUCAAAGGAAAGGAAAAUGCCUGUGCCCGAUGCAUGCUGAAAGCCUGUGUCUGCUGUUUGUGGUGUCUUGAGAAGUGUUUAGCCUACCUGAAUCAAAAUGCUUACACUGCAACAGCCAUCAACAGCACCAGCUUUUGUACCUCAGCCCGUGACGCUUUUGUUAUCUUGGUGGAAAACGCUCUCCGAGUGGCAGCCAUUAACACUGUGGGCGACUUCGUGCUCUUCCUUGGAAAGGUUCUAAUAGUUGCCUGUACAGGCUUUGCUGGGAUCCUGGCUUUAAACUACCAGAGGGAAUACACCGUGUGGGUGCUGCCUCUCUUCAUUGUGUGUUUGUUUGCCUUCCUGGUGGCCCAUUGCUUUCUGUCCGUGUUUGAGAACGUCGUCGACGUCCUCUUCCUUUGCUUUGCCGUGGACACAAAGUAUAACGAUGGCAGUCCUGGGAAUGAGUACUACAUGGACAAGGCCUUAAUGGAAUUUGUAGAGAACAGUAAGAAAAUGGGUCGUUUCAAAGCAGAAGAGGGAGAUGGACGGGAGAUGAAGUCCAUGACCCGUGGAGGCAUUUUUGCUUGACCAAGUGUGUGCCAGACUGCUAAUAUUAAAUAUAUUUUGUACAGAAGCACUUAAAAGUCACAGCACGUGAGUCCGACUUCGCCUUAAGUUUGAGAUUUUUCAAACAAAAUUUUUUUAACACUUGAAAUGUCAUUUUAAGUUAAGUUGACUUUUUUUUAAAUCGCUGUUGAGCUGAUAUUUCCUUGUAAGUGCUUUCUUAAUAAUGUUUGUAUUUUAACAUGGUUCAAAAUAUUUGUUUUUUCUAGAUUUUUUAAAAAGAGAUGUGUUGAAAUUCUGCCACUGUACUGUCUGAUUCAGACCAUUUUUUGGAACGUGGCUCAUCAUGUUUAUCUGUUUUUAACAAGUUGUAUAUAACUUAUUACAUUUUUCUAUUAAAAUAAAACACAGUGUGAUUGUUUAUCCACUUAAAUAAAAGCAUG